Molecule: messenger RNA, 1058 nt
Organism: Nymphalis io (European peacock)
Lineage: Eukaryota; Metazoa; Arthropoda; Insecta; Lepidoptera; Nymphalidae
Exons: 1
Coding region: 197-916 (239 amino acids)
Source: RefSeq, a predicted model, not a curated record
GAGUAAAAAAACAAGCAACACCACUUUUAAAAGCUCUUAAAGAUUUUUUUAUUUUUAUAGUAUAAAUAUUUAUUUAAAACAAGUUAAUUUAUAAUAUAUUAUGUGUAUGUGACCUACUCUACCCACCAGAUAGUGAAUCCUCUUUAAAAUUACUUAUCACUUGAACUAUUUGUCACUUUAAAACUACACAACAACAAUGGAAUCUAUCAAGGAGUCUCUGGCUGCAAUGACCGACUUAUUCAACAGCCGUAUGAAUGAAUUCCAGCAAGACUUACAGAGGACAACACCUGCGACUGUGCCUUCUCUUUCAUCGGAGUUCAAUUCUUUUAAGUCUUUUGUUCUCACUGCACUAAGUGGACUUCAGCGACAAAUUGAGUUUCUCGCCAGGGAAAUGGAUCGGACUGAAAUGCAGAGACGUCGAAAAGUGCUUCUUUUCCAUGGUGUUAGCGAAGAGAGAUCCGAGGAUGCCACUGCUCGCGUUACCAGCCUUGUUGCGGAGCACUUGGCCUUGCCAAAUUUUUCUACCAGCAGUAUCAAAUCUUGUCAUCGCUUGGGAAGACCUUUGGACAGCAAGCCCAGACCUAUAGUGGUCAAAUUUACCGAGACUGCUAUUAGGGAUAAGGUCUGGUUCGCCAAAACGAAGUUGAAGGGCACCGGUGUCACAGAGUCAGAGUUCCUGACGAAAAGCCGACACAAUGUGUUUUUGGAGGCCAGGAAGCGGUUCGGCAUCAACAAGUGUUGGACACGAGACGGUUUGAUACACAUUAUCGCCCCAGAUGGAUCUAGACAUCGUGCCGAAUGUUUAUCUGAUCUUGACUCGAUUUCAACUUGUAAGUCCCCAGUCCAAAAAAUUCCCAUCGCAAACACUAGCGAUAAAGUUGUAUUGCAGAGGUCAAAGCGCGUAGUUAAGAAAUAGUUAUUUUAUAUUUAUCUUUCUUCUUAUUAUUGUUUGUUUUUCUAUAAUUUUAAAAUUAUUUCUCUGUCUACCUGCUUUCGAUUUAAUUUUUGUGUUGUGUAAAACUAUUUACGAAUCUAUUUAGUUAAAAGUUAACGUCAUU